AUGAACUCAAGAACAUAUUCCACCACCACCACCAUUCGACCACCGUCCGCCAUCACCACCAUCCGCAACUACCACCCACCUCCAUCUCCACCUAAAACUUUUGCAUCUUUCCACCAUCUGGAGGUUUUAGAUUUGAGUGGCAACAGUUUUGUUGGGAUCGUCCCAUCAGCAGCAUUAUCUUCCUUAAGAGCUGUCUCAUUCGCUUACAAUUAUCUUAAUGGAUCAUUAUCAGAUCAUGGUUCAUUCUCGUUCAGUUCCUUUGCCGAUCAUGUAAAGCUUGAGGUGGUUUUGUUUAGAAGUGAUAAUGACAGAUUUGAGGUGGAAACCGAAGAGCCUAUAGGUUGGAUUCCAAUGUUCCAGUUGAAAAUCCUUGAGCUAUCUAAUUGUAAUAUGAAAAUGCCUAAAGGAUUUGUUAUUCCUGGGUUUCUACUUCACCAGCACAAGUUACAGGAAGUAGACAUGUCUCACAGCUCCUUGGAGGGACACUUCCCAAAUUGGUUGAUUAAAAACAACACGUAUCUGGAACGUCUUGUUCUAAGGAACAACUUGUUUGUCGGUAUGCCUUUGUAUAGGAAUGCUAAUAUGCUGGAGUUGGAUAUGUCUGGAAAUCGCAUGAUAGGUACUAUUCCUGACGAUAUACCAAAGUUCUUUCCCAACAUAGGGCAUUUGAAUUUGUCCAUGAAUAGUUUAAGUGGUGUUAUCCCAUCCUCAGUCGGUGAAUUGAGUGAAUUAUUGAUGCUGGAUUUAUCAGACAAUGAGUUAUCAGGAGAAAUACCAAAGGGAUUCUUUACAAAAAAGUCUAGUUUGAUGAUCUUAAAACUAUCAAGGAACAAAUUGCACGGCCAGGUACUCUCAGGAAACUUAACCUGGGGCAGCCUCUAUUUGGUUUACUUAGAUAGCAACCAUUUCACAGGGAAAAUUGGAAAUAAGAGCAACAAGGAAAAGCUUGAAUCUCUGAAGGUUUUGGAUAUUAGCAAUAACUUGUUUACAGGCAUCAUCCCUGAUUGGAUAGGCAACAUGAGUAGCUUGUCUGAAUUGGUGGUGAGAAAUAAUAGUUUCCAAGGCCCGUUUCCUUGUGGAGCAGCUCCAUUUUCAUUUCUUGAUAUUUCGCAAAAUUCUUUCUCCGGACCCAUCCCGUCCUGUUUGAAUUUGCAAAAUAUGAAGCAUCUUCUUUUGGGUUCCAACAAAUUCAUUGGAUCAAUACCCAAAUCCUUUCGUAAUUUGACUCAGGUUUUGACUUUGGACAUUGGCAACAACUCCGUGUCAGGCAGGAUUCCUACAUUUCUUGGUGAAUUAUCCAAUUUAAGAAUUCUUCUUUUAAGAAAAAACAACUUGAGUGAUUCCAUCCCGAAGCAGUUGUGUCAAUUAAGUAAAGUGAGUUUGUUAGACUUAUCUGGUAACUCACUUUCUGGUUCGGUACCUAGCUGCCUUCACAAUAUUACUGGCCCAACCGACCUUGCUUUCUUCAAAAAUGUGAUGGUGAGGUAUAGCCUUGAUUCCUCUCCCCAUUAUGGGAGUAUUCUAUUGGGGAUGCAUCCUAUCUACCUCAACAGUGAAGUAUUGGAAACACAAGAUGAAAUUCAAUAUACAACAAAAAGGCUCUUUCUCAGCUACAAGGGUGGCAUCCUUGAUUACAUGACAGGAUUGGAUCUAUCUAGUAACAAACUUACAGGUGAAAUUCCACAAGAACUUGGGGGGUUGAGCCAGAUUCGCGCUUUAAACCUGUCUCACAAUCAGCUGACUGGACCCAUUCCAGUGAGCUUCUCAAAUCUUGCAAAUAUGGAGAGCUUGGACCUUUCCUCAAAUGGAUUGACUGACAAAGUUCCAUCAGAACUGAUUCGGAUCAAUUUUCUAUCUUUUUUCGAUGUGUCUCACAACAAUUUGUCGGGUAGACUCCCAGAAAGGAAAGGACAGUUUAGUACCUUUACGAAAGCGAGCUACCAAGGCAAUCCACUUCUUUGUGGACCACCACUAGACAAUAGAUGCAGAACUCAGUUGCAGGCUUUUAAAGAAGAAAAACGCACUGAGAAAUGGUAUGAUAUCGAUAUGACGUGUUUCUAUGGAAGUUCUAGUUCAACAUGUGUUGUGUUCUUGUUGGGAUUUUUUGCGCUUCUUUACAUCAAUCCUUACUGGCGCAGAUGGUGGCUAAACUUGGUUGAAGAUUGUAUGUAUGCAUGCUGUUACUUCAUUUAUGAUUCACUAAGAAAGCCUUGUAUGAUCUUCCGCAAGUAG
Molecule: messenger RNA, 2232 nt
Organism: Lactuca virosa
Lineage: Eukaryota; Viridiplantae; Streptophyta; Magnoliopsida; Asterales; Asteraceae
Source: the annotation of a GenBank genome assembly